This is a messenger RNA of Wyeomyia smithii (pitcher-plant mosquito), 3969 nucleotides long. RefSeq names its product F-box/LRR-repeat protein 7 (gene Fbxl7). Gene Ontology annotation, cellular component: SCF ubiquitin ligase complex. NCBI's taxonomy places the organism in Eukaryota, Metazoa, Arthropoda, Insecta, Diptera, Culicidae. The coding region runs from base 1380 to 3692 and encodes 770 amino acids. The record is from RefSeq and is a predicted model, not a curated record. Gene Ontology annotation, biological process: SCF-dependent proteasomal ubiquitin-dependent protein catabolic process. Gene Ontology annotation, molecular function: protein binding. The transcript has 7 exons.
UGCACGGUCGCGGUUUGCCAUUUCUUUCUCAUCAUCGACGUGGACUCUGUGCUCUUUGAGGGCAGAGACGAUUUCGCGCUUAUUGACGUGUGGUGUUCCCUCCGGGCACUUUGUUUUCUUGGUCGUUGUGCUUCCGUUGAGGUCGAAUCUUUAGACUCUUGUUGUUGCGCAGCUUUCUUGGGUUUGAUGAUUUUACUGUGUUGGUGUGGAAAGUGCUCUUCUGUUUUUUAGUUAUUCCCAUAUCUUUUGUAUACACAUACUUGUACAUGUUCCUAUGGGAUCGAUCAUCAUUGAAAUAGUCCGACAGUCGUCUCAGUGGUACCAGUUUGAAAUAGCAUAAAGUGAAAUAUUAAAAAAAUAUUUCAAGUACCAUGGCGAAGUGUAUUGAAACAGAUUGUUCACAAGUGUAAGUGAGAACAUGUCAUUCCUCAGGCCAUUGUACUGAAAAUUUCUACCGUUUUUGUUUUUACUUACAUAUAAAUUUGCCAUAUUGUCUUGAAUUGAAAUUUUAUAAGUGAAUUGUUCAUCUACCGAAGAUAAUCCAAACAAAUAAAAAUAAAUAUAUAUAAAAACGCAGUUAAAUUGAAUAAAAAACAAUUUACGCUAUCUUGGCUGCAAAAAGAUCCUCUCGGUUGGUAAUUGUAUGCCAGAGUGAAAUGAUGUCUGCUUAUACGAGUAUGAAGAAGUUGCAGCCGUUUAAUAGUUAAUUUUACAGAGUAUGCUGCAUGGUGUGUUGGCGAAAAUAAUAUUACAUCGACUAGAAAUAGUAUAAAAUUUCAAAAACAUCUGGUAGGAAUAAAUGAUUUCGUGUUUACAAGAGAAGGUCAGUUUGAAGCAUUGAAUGAUAAUUUCUCGAAUGCGUCGAUGUGUAAAGAAAUCCCAUCAGGAUUUGUAAAAAUCAAUAAUCUUGAAUAUCCGAAGUAAUUGCAAGUAAAAGCAAUUGUGAUUCUUGGUAUGUUAGUUAUCUCAUAUACAACAACGCAUUCACAUAAGUUAAACCGUAGUUAGUAUGCCCAGAAAAAGAAAGAGCUGUGUGUGAAUGUGCUAGUGUUACCAAUCAGCUAGUGUAACCAUUCAAGUUUGUUGGAUCCAGCGAUCCUCUUGUACUGUAUAGAUCACCGUUUUCUUGGACCUCCCGCUUCAUUGAAGCUGGCUGCGAAUUGAAACUGUUGCUGCUGCUGCUGCUGCUAGUUGCAAUCGGUGCCACGCUGACGAUUCUGCAUCUCGCAAUGAUUUUUGCAUAUCAUAUGAUUUUUGCAUAUUUUGCAAGGCGAUCUCAUCAGAUUACGACAAUAUGUGCCCAUAAGUAGUGCACAGAAAAAUAAAACAAGGUCGCGACACCAGAAUGAUUCAAACCAGGUAACGUAAAACAACUUAAUAUGUCGCACUCACAGCGACGUGGGGCACCUGUGGAGUGUCCACUAGCAUCGCUAGGACGUAACACACCUUCAAUGGAUGCACUCCAGUAUCAUCACCCACUGAGUUCCAGUCCUCUCGAUCCGCAAGCAUACCAAAUGUCUCGAAAGACCCCAAUCUUGGGAAUUGAUCCGGAUAUUUACACUGGAACAAACAUUGUGAACAAUCAUUCGAAUAAUAAAGGGUGCAAAAGCGACGCAGCUCAAGAAAACGGGAAUUUGCUUUCCAUUAGUUCUCCAUCGUCGCUUGAUCAAAGCGCUUCGUUCCUUCACCAAUCAUCUCCGCCAACUUUAAAUCGACGAGGAGAUUUUCGACCCUUGCGACCACAAACAUACACUCCAAUUGACGCUCUGUUGACUAACACAUAUCAACAACAUCAACGAUUAUCGCCUGUUAUGAUCGACAUCCAACGAAACCAUAUGAAUUAUCAGCCUGAAACGCAACCUCUCGCAACCCUUUCUGAAGCGGACCGUUACUUUUUGGAAGAAAAAAUGGACUCCCUCUAUAUACAAGGUGCCAUCCGGCGGAAUGCAAAUACGCCAUCCAGUCUGACGCGAAAUCAAUCUAGUAGCAGCAACAAUACCGAACGUUACUAUCUAGAGAAUGAAAACAUCGAUGCAAUCUAUAACUUCUGUCACAACACGGCAGGGGUCGCAGCUCUCAACGCGCACAACUCCUCUUUGAAAGCAUCUUCCAGUCAUAAUGACUGUCUAGAUUCUAGUUCCCCUAACCUAUUACGACGAGCAUCCAGUCCAGACACCAGUGGAUCAGAUCGAUACUUAAUCGAGAGAAUUCGAGGGUCACCUGGGUAUCACGGGAGAAACGGAUGCCUUUCGCAACAGAUGAAGGUCUCGACAACAGAUUUCGUGGAUGGAAGGAUGCACAGCUCUAAGUCACAACAUUUCAGUGAUGGACUAAAGCGAUACGGGCGUUUUUCGCCUAGUUUGGAUCAAGGAUAUCACACGCUGGUUUCUCCGUCUCCAUCUGGUCAUCAACAAUCUUCCAUUCCGGCCUCAUGGAACACGAUAGCUCCAAGUGGCAAUUCGUUAUCAGCUAAUACUACGGGUUGUUUGAACAGCAGCGCACACCUCAACAACGUCGUAAAUAGCGAUGGGCUAAACGGCGGCAGCAGCGCUUUAUUCCGAUCUGGUCCAAUAUUCGACCGAUUGUCCGAUGAAUUGAUAACUAAAGUCUUCGAAUGGUUAGACAGCAGUGAUUUGUGCAAUAUAGCUCGAGUAUGCAAACGAUUUGAGAUGGUUAUUUGGAAUCAAACGCUUUGGAAUGUUAUUAAAAUCAAAGGGGAAAAUAACAGUGGAGAUAGAGCCAUUAAGACAAUUCUAAGGAGACUUUGUGGUCAAACUCGUAACGGUAUUUGUCCAGGUGUAGAACGCGUGCUAUUAAGCGACGGCUGUAGACUAACGGAUAAAGGUCUUCAACUAUUGUCACGAAGGUGUCCUGAAAUUACGCAUUUGCAAGUUCAAAAUAGUGUAGCGAUUACAAAUCAGGCCUUGUUCCAUUUAGUAACAAAAUGUACGAACCUUCAACAUUUGGAUAUAACCGGAUGUGCACAAAUCACAUGUAUAAAUGUAAAUCCUGGGCUAGAGUCACCACGACGUUUACUGCUGCAGUAUCUAGACCUUACAGAUUGUGCUUCUAUAUCGGAUUCUGGGCUUAAGAUAAUCGCCCGAAACUGUCCGUUGCUAGUGUAUCUCUAUUUGCGACGAUGUAUUCAAAUUUCUGAUGCCGGUCUUAAGUUUAUCCCUAACUUUUGCAUAGCUUUACGGGAACUGAGUGUCUCUGACUGUACCAGCAUUACCGAUUUCGGACUUUAUGAACUGGCAAAACUUGGUGCUACGUUACGUUACCUUUCGGUGGCUAAAUGUGAUCAGGUUUCAGACGCAGGUCUGAAAGUAAUUGCACGCCGGUGCUAUAAGAUGCGAUAUCUAAAUGCUCGCGGUUGCGAAGCCGUAAGUGACGACUCAAUCAAUGUUCUGGCUAGAUCAUGCCCUCGACUGCGAGCGCUCGAUAUCGGAAAAUGCGAUGUUAGUGAUGCCGGUCUCCGAGCACUUGCAGAAAGCUGUCCUAAUCUGAAAAAGCUCAGUUUACGCAAUUGUGAUAUGAUUACUGACCGAGGAAUUCAAUGCAUAGCCUAUUACUGUCGAGGACUACAGCAGCUAAAUAUUCAGGACUGCCAAAUUUCAAUUGAAGGCUAUCGAGCCGUAAAAAAAUACUGCAAAAGAUGUGUAAUCGAACAUACGAAUCCGGGAUUUUGCUAGCAUUUUGUAAUAAAUAAUAGUUAUGCUCUUUCUAAACUUUUGAAACGUGUAGUAAAUUGUUCUUAGCUUUCGAUAAUAGUUAUGCUCUCUUCAAACUACUGAAAUGUGUAGUAAAUUGUUCUUAGCUUUCGAUUGAAUAGUUUUGCCAAAAACAUUAAAAAUUGUUAUUAACGCUAUUUAAAGAGAUCAUUAUUUUAUUGUGAGUGAUAUAAUAUCUAUUAAUUGUAUGUACUAACUAUAUAAUGUAGUCUAUAUAUAAUUUUAUUUAUGUAGUUCU